UGUUUUCUGGUGGCCACUCUAGCUUCCGCUCUGUCGCUUCUAUUCGUCACCGGGAGGAAGACGGCGCUGGCUGCCCAGAGGCCCACGAGGAGGUGCAGUUAUGGGUGCUGUCGCUGUGGAUUGUUAUUUUAUGUCAGUAAGUAAUCCAUGAAGUUCCAACAUGGGAAAGAAACGGACAAAGGGAAAAACUGUUCCAAUUGAUGAUUCUUCUGAAUCUUUAGAGCCUGUGUGCAGACACGUUAGAAAAGGGUUGGAACAAGGUGGUUUGAGAAAGGCCUUAGUGAACGUGGAAUGGAAUAUUUGCCAAGACUGUAAGACGGACAGUAAAGUAAAAGAUAAAUCUGAAGAAACAACGGAAGAAAGCCCUUCAGUUUGGCUGUGUCUGAAAUGUGGCCAUCAGGGCUGUGGCCGGAACUCUCAGGAGCAGCACGCCUUGAAGCACUACAUGACGCCGAGGUCCGACACUCACUGUCUGGUCCUCAGUCUGGACAGCUGGAGUGUGUGGUGUUACCUGUGUGAUGAUGAGGUCCAGUAUUGCACGUCACACCGUUUGGGCCAGGUGGUUGAUUAUAUUAGGAAACAAGCCUGCAUUACACCACCAGAGUCAGCAACAAAAAAUAAUGGUAACAUUGAACUUGAAAAUAAAAAAUUAGAAAAGGAGAGUAAAAAUGAACAAGAGAGAGAGAAAAAGGAAAACACAGCUAAAGAAACUCCCACGAAUUUUACUUCCCAACUGACUGUGAAGGGGCUCAGUAAUCUGGGAAAUACAUGUUUCUUCAAUGCGGUUAUGCAGAAUUUGUCACAGACACCAGCGCUGAGAGAACUACUAAAAGAAGUAAAAAUGUCUGGAACCAUUGUAAAAAUUGAACCACCUGACUUGACACUAACAGAGCCCUUGGAAAUCCACCUUGAGCCCCCAGGUCCCCUGACCGUAGCCAUGAGCCAGUUCCUCACUGAGAUGCAGGAGGCCAAGAAGGGUGUGGUCACGCCCAAGGAGCUGUUCUCCCAGGUCUGUAGAAAAGCAGUGCGUUUUAAAGGCUAUCAGCAGCAAGACAGCCAGGAGCUGCUCCGAUAUCUACUGGACGGCAUGAGAGCAGAAGAACACCAAAGAGUGAGUAAAGGAAUUCUUAAAGCAUUUGGUAAUUCUACUGAAAAAUUGGAUGAAGAACUAAAAAACAAAGUUAAAGAUUAUGAAAAGAAAACAUCAGUACCAAGUUUUGUGGACCGCAUCUUUGGUGGUGAACUAACUAGCACGAUCAUGUGUGAUGAAUGCGGAACGGUCUCCUUGGUCCAUGAGUCUUUCCUUGACUUGUCACUACCAGUUUUAGACGAUCAGAGUGGUAAGAAAAGCAUAAGUGAUAAAAAUCUGAAAAAGACAAUGGAGAAUGACGAAAAAGAGAGCGAUGAAGAAAAAGAUAACGACAGUUACAUAAAAGAAAGAAAAGAGAGAAAUGACGUUCUGUCGGGAACAAGUAAGCACUUACAGAAGCAAGCCAAGAAGCAGGCCAAGAAGCAGGCCAAGAAGCAAGCCAAGAACCAGCGAAGGCAACAAAAAAUUCAAGGAAAACUUUUUCAUUUAAGUGAUAUCUGUACCAUUGACCAUCCUGAAGAUAAUGAAUGUGACGUUGAAAUGUCAGUUCAGGUGGAAACGGAUAUUAGAUCCGAUGACGUCUCACAAGAGGACUUUAUCAAUAAAGAAUAUUGUGUUAAUCAGAAAGACUUGAAUGGCCAAGAAAAGAUGGUAGAAAGUGUAACUGACAAUCAGAAACGCACAGAAGAAGUGGAUAUGGAUAAUGAUCUGGAGGUUCUGUCACCUCCCGCCGAACACCCCGGGAAUUUAAACGGUGCCUGCGUGGGGGAGGGGAGCCCCGGGGAAGAGGACAUUGUGAGGGGUUUCAGGGGCCUGCACCUGGGGGCCGCUCUUCACCCUGACGACGUACAUCUAGAGGUUCUGAGUGGCGGCCCUGCCCGCGGGACCAGGGUGUGUGAGGCCGUGAACCAAGACCCAGCGACCGCGUUCUGCGCCCUCGCCAGCAGGCAGGCCGUGGGCGCCGACGAGGGCUCCGUCCAGCACUGCCUGCUCCAGUUCACGCGCAACGAGGACCUCCGCGGCGCCAACAAGCUGCUGUGUGAGGCGUGCACCCGGAGGCAGCACCACGGGGCCCCAGAGGCCGAUCCGGAAGGUGAAAAGAAACAUGUUUACACCAAUGCCAAAAAGCAGAUGCUCAUUUCUCUUGCUCCUCCUGUUCUCACCCUUCAUUUAAAAAGAUUUCAGCAGGCUGGUUUUAACCUACGCAAAAUUAACAAACACAUAAGAUUUCCGGAAAUCUUAGAUUUGGCUCCUUUUUGUACUGCUAAAUGUAAGAAUGUUGCCGAAGAAAGUACCAGGGUGCUGUACUCCCUGUACGGAGUCGUGGAGCACAGCGGCACCAUGCGGUCUGGGCACUACACCGCCUACGUCAAGGCGAGAAUGGCCAACGCUCGUCUGUCUCAUCUUGUUCUCCAUGGGGACAUCCCACAAGAUUCUGAAAUGGAAUCAACCAAAGGGCAGUGGUUUCACAUCAGCGACACCCAUGUACAAGCUGUGUCUACAGCUAAAGUGCUGAACUCACAGGCGUACCUCCUGUUUUACGAGAGAAUACUCUGAGUUUCAGCAAGUGCUUUCUCUGGAAACACGUUUAUGGCUUUUAUAACAGCUGUAAGAAUAAUAAACAAGUAAAGACUAAAUCAUGUCCACUUACAAUUAAGUCCAUGCCAGAAGAAAUCAUGUGCGUUGAGAUACUGAAGGGAAAGUGCCUGCAGGUUGACUGUGGUUUUGUACCCUCAGUGGCUUUUAAUUCCUGCUUCCAGGUCCUGGAAGGACUCUGGGUCACGUCCUCUGGCUCACGGGUCUGGUGGUGGGUUACACUGCAUCAAUAAACUGACUUACCCCCAAA
This is a messenger RNA of Pteronotus mesoamericanus, 2936 nucleotides long. RefSeq names its product ubiquitin specific peptidase 16 (gene USP16). Gene Ontology annotation, biological process: regulation of cell cycle; regulation of gene expression. The transcript is spliced from 18 exons. NCBI's taxonomy places the organism in Eukaryota, Metazoa, Chordata, Mammalia, Chiroptera, Mormoopidae. Gene Ontology annotation, molecular function: zinc ion binding; cysteine-type deubiquitinase activity. The coding region runs from base 161 to 2647 and encodes 828 amino acids. The record is from RefSeq and is a predicted model, not a curated record.